Molecule: messenger RNA, 3484 nt
Organism: Dama dama (fallow deer)
Lineage: Eukaryota; Metazoa; Chordata; Mammalia; Artiodactyla; Cervidae
Gene: NUDT12
Product: nudix hydrolase 12
Exons: 7
Coding region: 145-1533 (462 amino acids)
Biological process (GO): NAD+ catabolic process; NADP+ catabolic process
Cellular component (GO): cytosol
Molecular function (GO): metal ion binding; NADH pyrophosphatase activity; protein binding
Source: RefSeq, a predicted model, not a curated record
GCAGCAGCGGCGAGUUGGCGGGUCCAGGGCCCCUUCUGGAGCUGGUAACCAGUUCUCUGUGCUCUUUCCGUCUCCGCGCUGACGGGCCCUGCGCUGCUGGGUGGUGUGGCGCAGCCUCGCGCUAGGGCGCGGACGCAGGAAGAGAUGUCUUCUGUAAAAAGAAGUCUGAAUCAAGAAAUAAUAUCCCAGUUUCACUAUUCAGCUGCAGAAGGAGAUAUUGCCAAGUUAACAGCAAUACUCAGUCAUUCUCCAUCUCUUCUCAAUGAAACUUCUGAAAAUGGCUGGACUGCUUUAAUGUAUGCUGCAAGGAAUGGGCACCCAGAUGUUGUCCAAUUUCUACUUGAGAAAGGGUGCGACAGAUCCAUUGUCAACAAAUCAAGGCAGACUGCACUGGAUAUAGCUAAAUUUUGGGGUUAUAAGCAUAUAGCUAACUUAUUAGCUAAUGCUAAAGGUGGGAAGAAGCCUUGGUUCCUAACCAAUGAGGUGGAAGAAUGUGAAAAUUAUUUUAGCAAGACACUACUGGACCGGAAAAGUGAAAAAAGAAAUAAUUCUGACUGGCUGUUAGCAAAAGAAAGCCAUCCAGCCACAGUUUAUAUCCUUUUCUCAGAUUUAAAUCCCUUGGUUACUCUAGGUGGCAAUAAAGAAAGUUUUCAACAGCCAGAAGUCAGGCUUUGUCAGCUGAACUACACAGAUAUAAAGGAUUAUUUGGCUCAGCCUGAGAAGAUCACCUUGAUUUUCCUUGGAGUAGAACUUGAAAUGAAAAAAGAGUUUUUUAAUUAUGCUGGGGAAUUCUCAAAAGAAGAAGAAGAUGGGUUGGUUGCCUGGUUUGCUUUAGGUAUAGAUACUGUUGCUGCUGAAGAAUUUAAGCAAAGGCAUGAAAAUUGUUAUUUUCUUCAUCCACCAAUGCCAGCUCUUUUGCAAUUGAAAGAAAAAGAAGCUGGAGUUGUAGCUCAAGCAAGAUCUGUUCUCGCCUGGCACAGCCGGUAUAAGUUCUGCCCAACCUGUGGAAAUGCAACUAAAAUUGAAGAAGGUGGCUAUAAAAGAGUAUGCUUAAAAGAAGACUGUCCUAGUCUCCAUGGUGUUCACAAUACAUCAUACCCAAGAGUUGAUCCAGUGGUAAUCAUGCAAGUUAUUCAUCCUGAUGGGACCAAAUGUCUUUUAGGCAGGCAGAAGAGAUUUCCUCCAGGCAUGUUUACUUGCCUCGCUGGAUUUAUUGAACCUGGGGAGACAAUAGAAGAUGCUGUCCGGAGAGAAGUAGAAGAGGAAAGUGGAGUCAAGGUGGGCCAUGUUCAGUAUGUCUCUUGUCAACCGUGGCCAAUGCCCUCCUCCUUAAUGAUUGGUUGCUUAGCUGUGGCAGUGUCUACAGAAAUUAAAGUUGACAAGAAUGAAAUAGAGGAUGCCCGCUGGUUCACUAGAGAACAGGUUGUGGAUGUUCUGACCAAAGGCAAGCAGCAGGCAUUCUUCGUCCCACCGAGCCGAGCUAUUGCACAUCAGUUAAUCAAACACUGGAUCGGAAUGAACCCCAAUCUCUAAAUCAAACAACUAAACUUUGACUAUGUCUAAUUGAUUUCUAAUCCUACUUAUUCCUCAAGUGAGAUUAGAAAUGUUAAAUGCUCUUUAGAAUGUCAGAUUUUGUUAAAUCUGAGUCAGCAUUCUCUGAACUUUUUUGAGGGGGUUGUGCUCAACAGUUUUUAUCUCACAAAACUGUAUCUCUAAUAAGAGAAAUCAUGUUAUAAAGAAGUAGAUUCUAAAAUGUAAAUAAACCUAAAUUUCAUUGCCUCUUAUAAGCAUUAACUAUUCACUAAAGUUCUUUUAUGAAAAAUGAGGCAAAAUAUUUUUAAUGAAUUUUAAGGUUAAUUUUUAAUGUUUUCAUUAUUAUGAAGGUCCUUUUGGUUGUCAUUGGCUCAUUUUUGCUCACUUUACCAUUGUGACCUACUUUUUUCUCCGGUUCUAUUGUUCUGUCAGUGACACUGUUACUGUGUUGCUACUAGUCUGUUUUGAUCAGUGUUAAGAAUUUCCUAUUUUAACAACUCUAUUAGUGAUCAGUAUACCACACCUUCAGGGAAGGAGAAUUUAAGAGAAUAUCAUUGUAUCUGGGAUCCCCUUCUUAAACAUAAAAUUAAUUAACAUAUCUAUUUGUUAACUAUACUCAAAGUUGUUUUUUAAGACAAAUUAGGAGUCUCUUUUUUUUCUCCCUAAAAUUAAAUGUAUUUGAAAGGAAUUCUUUCCAAAGUCAGAUAUUAAAUAAUAUCUCAGGUAGAUUUAUAUAUUAAAUAAAAUGGCUUAUGUCCUUUUGUGAUAAGGGAAUGUAUCUUCACUAGGAGAAAAUUAUAUAAUAAUUACUAAUAAUGUUUAUUAAACUCAAAUACAGCAUCUUGAUUUUAGCCUUAUUUCAACAUUCUAAGAAGCAUUUAUACAGUAACUAUAUAUACAGUAACUAUAUUUUAGAACUGAAUCAGUAAGAUUUUAAAGAAAGUAAAUUGUAGUAGUUCACAGUUUUGUAACAUAGAACUGUUAUAUUUCACAAGGCUAUUUUGAAAUUGUUUUAAAAGGUCUUUUAUAAAUGUAUAAAUUUAUAUAAUUUGACUCUUUUCUAUGGUAGAACUGAAAGAGAACUUAAAAACAAUAUAUGUAGUUCACUGCCCUUUUUUUAUAGAUAAGGAAAUCCUGAAAAGUGAACUUAAUUAAUUUAUCCAUUAAAGGUGAAUUGAUUAAUUAAUUGAUGACAGUUACACAACUACUAGUUAUAAUUGUUAAUACAAUUAAUUAUAAUCACAAUUAAGUAACUUAAUUAUUGAUACAACAGUCUGUACUGCACAAUGCAGGAUUCUCACUCUAAUAGGAAGUAAAAACUAUUACUGAAAGUAAAUAUGUAAUAAAAUAGAGGAUGAUAAGACUAAAUUUAAUUUACCAAAUACUGUUAAUUAAAAUUUUAGGCACUAAAGUUCAAUUAAAUAAGUUAACUUUUCUAAACAAAACUUCAUUUUACUAAUGAACAAUGAUUUUCUUAGUAAUUGAUGAAGAUAUUGAUAUUAGGACUUGAGACAAAAUUCAAACUUAUAUAAGACAUUUACAUACAUAAUAAGAUUUGAACUACAUAAGUAUAUAGAAAAUGACGUGCCUUGAUUGUUAUGAAAUAUAAUAACUCCAAGUUCUGUUUUAUCCCAAAUGUACUUUUAAUACUUAUAGACUCUAAGAUUACAUCAUAAAAUUCUAGAUUUUCAUAAUGUUAGGAUAGCCAAGUAAAAUAUAAAGUAUCAAUAAAAUAUAAGUUUAGUUUUUGAUAUUUAAUCCUAUACUCAGGGAGAAUCAAUAUCUAAGUAAAUUAUUGUUUUAAUAAUUAUUCUUAAAUUGCUAACCUCUGAGAGGUGGAUAGUUACACAUAAAUAGGACUAGCAAAGAAAUAUUAGAGACUCAAGUACCGUGAUUGUGUCCUAAUGAAAAGGAAGGUAACAAUACAUUAAAAUAUUUGUUUAUUUUCUGU